CACAGGUAUGAUAAAUAUAUAUAUCUUUUUGGUUAGUAGUUAUAUCUGCUGCUGACUGAACGCUGAUACGAUGCACCAUGGCUUUCCACCAAAGCACGCGUCAAAACCAUGCAGCUUCGUCUAGUACUGCUAAGCCCAGUCCGAUCAUCAUUGGACCAAGUGCAAACAAUUCGAACUACAACUCCAGCAGGUCUCCUUCCCCUAGGAGUGUCCGAAAUGGUGGAGACGACGGAGCUGAAACUAAAGUGACAAGGAAGAAACGGCGAGGCCUUUUAGCACAAUACUACGGAGAUGCAUCGCCAAGUCCCGACGUUCGUAAAGCGAAAGAGCGUAUCGAUCCGUUGGACGUGGACGGGCCCGACUUCGAUCCUGAUAUGUACUUGAAGAAGAUCCUAUACGAGAGCACUGUCAGCCAACUAGCAGAUACGGAGAAUAUGUUUGUCAAUGAGAUACGAUCUUUGGACAGUGAUGUACAGACACUGGUGUACGAAAAUUACAACAAGUUCAUCAGCGCGACGGAUACAAUCAGACAGAUGAAAGGCAAGUUUGAACUGAUGGAGACCGAAAUGAUCAAUGUGCAGGAGAACAUGGACUCCAUCAUGGAUCUCAGGGAAACUAUACACUCAACACUCGACACAAACCGACGAUCGCUCUCACAACUCAGUGGCGUACAUCUACUGUUAAAAAAACUCCAAUUUUUAUUUGAGCUGCCUUCGAGAUUGAAGCGAUGCGUGGAGAUCAAAGCGUAUAGGCAAGCCGUCAGGUACUAUUCCAAAUCUCAUGCCAUCCUGGGCCGCUACGAACACUUGCCCUCAUUCCAGGGUAUCCGGUCGGAGUGCAACCUAUCUAUUACAAAUUUAAUAGCGCUAUUACAAGAGCGGCUUUUGGACCCUACGUUAAUAUCAUAUGCUGAGCUGUCAGAAUCUUUCGAGCUGCUGGUCGUGCUAGAAGAAGGAACAAUUGAUGAGCUCUCAACAAGUUUCCUAAAGCGUACCGAUGAAUGGUUAGCAGUCUAUGUGAAGACUAUGGAGACUAAGCUGGAGAACCUAAGUUCAGAAGACGCAGCGAAGCCGGAAGAGUUCCUCGAUUUCUGCAACACUCGCUACCUGCACGCUGUUAAGGAAUUUAUUCGAGAAUACGUCAAAAUAUUUCUCAGACCAGUCGACACGAAUAUAUAUAGUGGCAAUGCAAAAUCUACAAAUAUGGAACGGCAGAGUUCUGUAGGCGCUGUGACGACACUAACAGCCGAUGGUGAAGUGGCGAAUGUUGUUUCUCAGAAAGAUCUGCGACUUAAACUAUUCAAUGGGGUACAGAAGCACAUGUCAACCUACAUGGAACUGGUCCGCAGAAUGUUGACGAGUGAGACUCAGAUGACCGACGCAGUGUAUGUAGUGUGCGUAUAUCGCUUGCACGUGCACUCGUCUGAGGUGGAUGCCAUAUACCCGGAAGCGGGUGUGCAUCGCAUAUCCGAGAAGUACACUCGAAUUGUCCUCGAGAACCGUAUGCACAACUUCAGGUCUGAAUUCAUGCGAGCAUUGGACAAGCACCUGAUGCGGCUCAGCAAGCGCGUGUCGUCAGAGCACAUGGCAGGGGAAGACGAAGAUGAGGAUGGAGCAGCAUUUGCGUUAGGUCAAGGAGACGCAGAUAUCAAGAAAGUCAUGCAAGAUGCCACCACGACGUUACUGAAGGAGUGUGUGAUGAGACUGGUCGAGAGAACAUCGGCCUUCAUUAGCGACUCCGUCAAUCUUGGCUCUCGAAAAUCGUGGCGCAACACUUUCGUUCAGAAGUACGUAUACAUCGGCGUUCUAGUGGCCUUGAUACACCACAUACCGCUCUAUUUUAUGAAACUGUGCGGAACCGAACUGCCCGAGACGGUUAUACCCCAACCCGCAACCUCCAAAAUGGAGCAAGUCGAUGAUGGUAUCGACGACGUACCUACCUGUGAAACGUUAUUUGGCGAGAGUGAAAUUUUAGCACAGUGGCAGAGUGAACCGAGAUCACCUGAAACCGCACUGAUGCUGUCUAAGUUGUGUAAAAAUAUGUCCACAACCCACAUUCAAAAUAUGAUAGCCGAUUUCUUGGCGGCUAUGGGCAGUGUGAAGAUCAAAGAAAACACAGAGGAGUGCGCUGCUUUGGUCGCGGGGGCGCAUGCAGCAGCAGAGGCACUUUUAAAGCGACAUGUUCAUCUUCAAGGUGUGGUGCUAUCCGAGAUGGUGCUCAAGAGUGUGUCUACGAGAGAUUGGCUCAGGGGGUCUGAACCGCGAAUGGUGCGAGCUGCUAUCAAACGCUGUGUAGACGAAUUUGCAGAAAUGGAAUUGAUUGUGUCGCAUUACUACGAGUAUGAGAUAGAAGAUGCGAAAACGGAUAUGCGACUACAAGACGUCGCGGCACGAAGGCAAAGUGUCCAACGAUCAGGACGCUUGGGUGCAGGUGUCGAUAUCAACUUGAUGGCCAAUAUACAAAGAUUGUUUGCUGAACGCAUUGUGAUCUUUGGGGAGGUUGAUUUUUCUACACCGUCCAUCAUGACAGGGAUAUUGAAGAUUGUGCUAAAGGCUUUCCAGGAGGGCGUACGAGUGCAGACAUUCGGACAGUUUGGGUAUAAUCAACUCGAAGUAGACUUAUUGUAUCUGAAAGGCAAUCUGUGGCGGUCCUACAUCGAUGACGACAUGGCUGAACAUAUGUACUCAGAAAUAUUAGUGAGUGCAGAAAGACGCUGCUUGAACCCGGUGCCCAUGAAUCGUCAGGUAGCGGCCACGAUCGUGGACGGAUGAUAUUGGCUAAUACGUAAAUAAGCAGAGAAUGGUUGCAACGAAAAUACCUAAUAAACGCUUUCGCGUUUCCAAC
Molecule: messenger RNA, 2844 nt
Organism: Sphaeroforma arctica JP610
Lineage: Eukaryota; Ichthyosporea; Ichthyophonida
Exons: 22
Coding region: 78-2771 (897 amino acids)
Biological process (GO): lysosomal transport; Golgi organization; retrograde transport, endosome to Golgi
Cellular component (GO): EARP complex; GARP complex; membrane
Source: RefSeq, a predicted model, not a curated record